AUGGUGAUGAAGGAUCGAAUACGUGAUGGCUACACACCAAUCAAUGCACCAUCUCGUCACGAAAUGGAUGUCAUCAGAGAAUUUUGGAAUUCAUCAGGUGAUCCUAUGAUGGCCGUUGUGCUGUUGACGGCACGAGACAAUGGCUCGAUGUUCAGAGAGGAAUAUUUCGAUGAAGCAAAUUCACUUAAUAAUUUCUUAAUGAACAAUUUCACGAUUGACUAUGAGGGUGAAUCCGUGUAUUAUAAAGAUGUUUGUGCACCUUAUUGUCAGAUCAAUAUCGCAGUUGAAUUGCUUAAGGCAGGAAUGGACUAUGAAAAAGUUCGUUUAAAAGAAGGUAAGGCACUCUCAACGGAUACAACACUGACGUAUCCGGUGGCCAAAAUCGAUGGUAUUGACGUGCAUGUGGAGCGCACUCUGUUUGGGGUUAAAUACCGAGAGCAUUUCGACAAGAAAGCUUUAGUUGGAAUAAAAGCUGAUGACCUACCGAAAAAUUUAACACUCUCGCAGAUGGUAACAAACAUCGAUUUUGUUAAGGUUAUUUUAUUGUUGUUUCGCGGUGAUAAAUUGAACGCCGAUCUUGAUAAGAAAUUAACGUUGUGGGAAUUGGGCGUUUUCGACUUUGGUCGUGAGAAAUAUAACAAUCCACUCAUUGACAUGCAGGUGAUUGGUACUGAGAUUCUCGAUCAAGAAAUGAUCAAAGAUGGUCAAAAAAUGACACCGUUCUUCGCUGCAGGUUUUGGUUUCAUGAUGGUAUUCGUUGGAUUGACUGUAUUGUUGAGUGCGAUAUUCUAUGAUGCAUUAGACUGGGGUAAGGCGUUAGUGGCCAUUGGUACAAUCCUAUGUCCAAUUCUAUCGAUAACAACCACUUACGGGUUAAUCUCAUUAUUUGGUUCACGGACAAAUUCGUUUAUGUUGGUUAUGCCAUUUCUUAUAAUGGGUAUUGGUAAGUUAUCAUUUUUGGUUCGAAUCACCAGUUGA
Molecule: messenger RNA, 978 nt
Organism: Anisakis simplex (herring worm)
Lineage: Eukaryota; Metazoa; Nematoda; Chromadorea; Rhabditida; Anisakidae
Source: the annotation of a GenBank genome assembly